AUCUGCAUCGUCUGUCCCUGCAGCAUCCCCGCUGCAUAUCGACCCAGUCCGCCCCCUUCUGCCCACCGACCCUUUGGCGCUGCUGGUCCUCUCUCUUUCUUUCUCUCCCAUCCUUACCCCCGCCCUCUUUGGCCAAAAUCGCCUCCACGGUCUCCUUCAUUGCCUCGCCCGUUGCUGCCGCCAUGUCCUUCAUCGGAUCUUUCUUCGGUGGGGGCAGCGCCCACUCAAACCCGAGGCAGCAAUCCUCCGUCACCUCCAUCUCGGGCUAUGCCGACGACGACUGUGACGUCCACGAAUCGGAUGUCCGGCGGCCAAUGCUCACCGAGCCCGAGCUGGACGAGCUCGUUGCCCACACUCUAAUCAAAGAAUGCGGUGUCGAUUUUGAAUCGCGGCCGGUUCUGGCCGUCUACGCCUGCUAUCUUCCCGACCAACGCUCUGCCGAUUACAAUAUGCUGCUGGACAAGGCCAUCCGUCGCCUGACGGAUUUUGUCAAGAGCGAUUACAUCGUCGUCUUCUUUUCCUCUGGAGCAAAGCACCAUCCCGCUUGGUCCUGGAUGAUCAAGGCGUAUCAGAAAUUAUCGCGCGACUAUCGGAAGAACCUCAAGAACCUAUACAUUGUCCAUCCCACCAUGCUCGCCAAGCUGAUGAUGCGGACCCUUGGCGCCUUCAUCAGCUCAAAGUUCGCCGCCAAGAUCGUUUGGGUCCCGAACUUGACGCACCUCUCGAGCUAUGUUCCGAUCGCCCAGCUCCAGAUCCCUGACGUUAUUUACGAGAUCAACUACACACUCGAAGAGACGCCUGCAUCCUCAUCACGCCAUCUCGAUCGAGUCGAUCUCGUGCGCCGAAGUGUGGAUUUGUCUCCACACAUGUCCGCCAACUCCCACCGGGUCUUUGGCGUUCCUUUGCAAGAGCUGAUGGGUCAAGACGGCGAGAAGGGUUUGCCGAUUGUUCUGGGAGACUGCAUCGAGUUCUUGAUCACGGAGGGGCUGGAGGAAGAGGGUCUCUUUCGACGAUCGCCCACCUCGUCACAUCUGCAAGAGGCCAAGCGCAGCUACGACCAAGGCGGCGAGCGGUUCGAUUUCCACAAGACUGGCGGCGUCCACCUGGCUGCGGUCCUGAUCAAGCUGUUUUUCCGUGAGCUCCCGGAGCCGGUCUUUCCCCCGUCCAUGUAUGACGCCAUCAGGCCAGUCGAAGCCCUGACCCAAGAUUCCGAGCGCAUCCGAUUCAUCCGAUCGACCAUCAUCCAGCUGCUACCCAAACCAACGGUGCUUGCGAUCCGUCACGUCUUUUACCUGCUUCUCCUCGUGCAGCAAAAUGCCGCAAAGAACUUGAUGACAGCGACCAACUUGGCGAUCGUGUUUGCUCCCAACUUUGUGAACGGACACAACCCCAUCGUCGACUUUUCCAUCGCCGCACACGGCACGGGCGCCGUCGGCAUCUUCACCAAGCUCUCGAUCGAGCACUAUGACGAAGUGUUUGCGCAGUAGUACCCAAGCCACCGGUCUGUUGUCCCGCUCAGCGACAAGUGGGAGGUGGAGAGAGAGGUGCUUUUUUCUCUGUAGAAUACACAGCUACUGCAUGGUAUC
Polychytrium aggregatum is the source of this 1586-nucleotide messenger RNA. RefSeq names its product Rho GTPase activation protein. The transcript has 8 exons. The record is from RefSeq and is a predicted model, not a curated record. Gene Ontology annotation, cellular component: cytoplasm. NCBI's taxonomy places the organism in Eukaryota, Fungi, Chytridiomycota, Chytridiomycetes, Polychytriales. Gene Ontology annotation, molecular function: GTPase activator activity. Gene Ontology annotation, biological process: small GTPase-mediated signal transduction. The coding region runs from base 183 to 1487 and encodes 434 amino acids.